Anopheles coustani is the source of this 1180-nucleotide messenger RNA. It is a transcript of the gene eIF2Bbeta, whose product is annotated as translation initiation factor eIF-2B subunit beta. The transcript has 3 exons. Gene Ontology annotation, cellular component: eukaryotic translation initiation factor 2B complex. The record is from RefSeq and is a predicted model, not a curated record. Gene Ontology annotation, biological process: translational initiation. Gene Ontology annotation, molecular function: guanyl-nucleotide exchange factor activity; translation initiation factor activity. Lineage: Eukaryota; Metazoa; Arthropoda; Insecta; Diptera; Culicidae. Bases 40 to 1107 code for a protein of 355 amino acids.
AACACGAACGUCAACAUUCGCAGCUGGCACAGUAUCAAAAUGAAGCAAAUCACUGAAGAAUCUGCUAUUUAUCCGCAUAAAAGCAUAUCUGGAUUUAUUCAAGAAGUUCGCCUGAGAAAAAUAACGGGGUCGCACAAGCUGACUUCAAAGACCCUGUCUCUGGUGACGGAUUUGAUCGCCAAGGAACCAUGGCAGACAGCGGAAGAACUUUUGGCAUUAAUUCGCACGCAAGGAAGUUUCCUUGCCGCCGCGUUGCCCCACGAUAUCGUCAUAGCAAACACGAUCCGGCGCAUCAUGAAAAUCGUACGCGAAGAAUACGAUUCCUCCCGAGUGGUCCAUUUCGAUGACGCGCAAAGCAUACUUUCACUUCACAAGCUGGUGACGCAAGGUGCUGAUCCUGAAAGGGGCAACUACUCGAAACCAAUGCCUGGGCUAAAGACGGCACUAGUGGAUCACCUUUCGGAAAUCGGUACCGAGCUGGAGACGACGGCGGAAAACAUUUCCGCACAAGCGGCAGAGCACAUCCAUUCGGCGGAACUGAUCAUGACUAUCGGCUAUUCGCGAGCCGUGGAAAAGUUUCUCAAAAAAGCCGCCGAAAGUCGGCCCAUUGAGGUGGUCGUCGUUGAGUGUGCUCCCGACUGCCUUGGUCAGCAACUGGCGGCAAAUCUAGGCCGUGCCAAGAUUCAAACCACCCUCAUAUCGGAUGCCGCUAUCUUCGCCAUUAUGUCCCGCAUUAAUAAGAUCAUCAUUGGUACGCACUCGGUUCUUGCAAACGGUGGUCUGCAAGCGUUGUGCGGAACGUACAGUUUAGCUUUAUCGGCGAAACACUUUUCGGUGCCAGUGAUCGUGUUAGCUCCAACGUAUAAAUUAACACCGGUGCACCUGUGCAACUACGAGCAAGGUGAUUUCAAUAUUCUCAACAACACAGAAGCGGUGUUGCCAUUCAAAUGUCCUGCGGCUCGGUUUACUAAAGCGUACAACCCGCUGUUUGACUAUGUUCCGCCAGAACUGGUCACGCUUUUCAUCACCAACAACGGAGCAAAUGCACCAUCGUACGUUUACCGUCUGAUAAGUGAACUCUACCAUCCGGAAGAUAAUCAACUAUGAAGAUAUUGUUGUUAACAAGGUUGUAUUGACUGGUUUGAUAAUUCGAAUGAAACCAAUAAAAAUGAACAAGUAA